Molecule: messenger RNA, 3167 nt
Organism: Glossina fuscipes
Lineage: Eukaryota; Metazoa; Arthropoda; Insecta; Diptera; Glossinidae
Gene: Tdc2
Product: tyrosine decarboxylase
Exons: 9
Coding region: 742-2745 (667 amino acids)
Biological process (GO): amino acid metabolic process
Molecular function (GO): carboxy-lyase activity; pyridoxal phosphate binding
Source: RefSeq, a predicted model, not a curated record
GACAGAAUGUUUAAAACUAUUUUGUACACUCCUUCGAUGAAGGUAUAUUACCUGGGUAUGCGAGAUUUGGCCCCAGCUAGCCUGGAAGCGACCCAUAUCGGGUGACGCUAUUCUGUUUAACAAAACAUUUUCUAAACCUAAGGGAAUGAUGACUUAAGUGAAUAUAUGCUACAAAUUCGCGUUAAAGCGAAUUUGGCUUUCUGACGGGUUCGCAAUCUCUUUGGUGUCAUAACGUUAUGAACAUUGGCCAAUAUAACCAUAGGCCAUUCUCUAUCCGCAAAUCGAGAACAUAAGAUUAUGGUUCAAAUUUUGCUAUCGAAAGAGUUUGAAAUUUCUAUUUCCGAAUUCGGGACGUCCACGUAAAGGCGAAUCUUCAACUCACUUUUAUUUUCGCUAUAAAUAUUCAACGUUCGCUACAAGUAUUUAUUUACGACCACUAACAUAUAAGGAAUCUAUAAAUUUUAGUAUAAUUGAAAUCGAGAUCAAAUGGAAAAUUGUUCUUGCUUUCGUAACACGUAAAAAUAUCCGCUGGGGAACUUAUUAUGUAUAUGUUCGCGAGGGGUAUAUUGUAAAUUGAUGAAACAAUGUCCCGUGCUACUCAGUUCAUUUGUGAUCAGACACUUUGCCAGAUAUAAAAAAGAAGCUAUACCUUAAUACAUAUAUCCUCAACGCAUAUCCGUAAGCUAGGAUUAAAUUUCUUUGUUAGACCUUUGCAAGUACGUUUAUAGGUGCGUAGUGGCCAUGAAUAAUUCAUUCAAAGACGAGUUACAUUUUCUUGAAUUGAUCAUUUUACGCGCAAUUGAUUGCAUUUUAUUAGAUUUUAUUUGCACAUCCAAAGCAAUGGAUAGCCAUGAAUUUCGUAAACGUGGAACCGAAAUGGUUGAAUAUAUCUGUCAGUACUUGGAAACCCUCGAUCAGCGACGAGUUAUACCGAGUGUGGAGCCUGGUUAUCUAAGGCAUUUACUGCCCGCGGAAGCUCCUCAGCAACCCGAAAGUUGGGAUACAAUUAUGGCUGAUGUAGACGAUAAGAUAUUGCCAGGCGUAACGCAUUGGCAGCAUCCACGGUUUCAUGCUUACUUUCCGGCAGGCAAUUCAUUUCCUUCUAUACUAGGGGAUAUGCUGGGUGAUGGUAUUGGAUGUAUAGGUUUCUCAUGGGCUGCUAGUCCAGCCUGCACUGAAUUAGAGACAAUCGUGUUGGAUUGGUUGGGUAAAGCUAUAGGGUUACCUGAUCAUUUUUUAGCUUUGAAAAAUGGCAGCACUGGUGGUGGAGUUAUCCAGACGUCGGCCUCGGAAUGUAUUUUAGUUACUAUGCUAGCGGCUCGCGCUCAGGCUAUAAAACGUCUUAAAUCUCAGCAUCCUUUUGUGGAGGAGUGUCACUUGUUAUCAAAACUUAUGGCAUACUGUUCUAAAGAGGCUCAUAGUUGUGUGGAAAAAGCAGCUAUGAUAUGCUUUGUGAAGUUGCGUAUAUUGGAACCAGAUGAAAACGCCAGUCUAAGAGGCCAUGCCUUAUACGAGGCCAUGGAAGAGGACGAAUUGCAGGGUUUAGUACCAUUUUUUGUGUCGACUACAUUGGGCACUACUGGCUCAUGUGCUUUCGAUAAUUUACUAGAAAUCGGUCAGGAAUUACAAAAAUUUCCCGGUGUUUGGUUACACGUUGACGCUGCCUAUGCUGGUAAUUCAUUUAUAUGUCCAGAAUUGAAACCUUUGCUUAAGGGUAUAGAAUACGCCGAUUCAUUUAACACCAAUCCCAAUAAAUGGCUGCUCACUAACUUCGAUUGCUCAACAUUAUGGGUGCGUGAUCGAAUACGCUUGACUUCAGCUUUGGUUGUCAAUCCAUUGUAUCUUAAACACGGUUAUUCCGAUGCUGCUAUCGACUAUCGUCAUUGGGGAGUUCCGCUGAGUCGGCGAUUUCGUUCUUUAAAAUUAUGGUUUGUUUUGCGUUCUUACGGAAUUUCUGGUCUUCAAAAGUACAUAAGGCAUCAUAUCGACUUGGCUAAGCGUUUCGAACAGCACGUUAUAAAAGAUAAACGUUUUGAGAUUUGCAAUCAAGUCAAGCUCGGCUUAGUAUGCUUUCGUCUAAAAGGCAAUGACAAGCUGAAUGAAAAGCUACUGAGCGCUAUUAACGAAUCGGGAAAACUUCAUAUGGUACCUGCUUGCGUUGGCGAACGUUACAUAAUACGUUUUUGUGCCGUUGCACAACACGCGACCGAAGAGGAUAUCGAUUACGCUUGGGAUAUUAUUGUAGAUUUUGCUAAUGAAUUAUUGGAGAAGGAGCAGCACGACGAGCUCACUGAAAUUAUCAAUAAAAAGAAAGAAAACACUCUGGCACAAAAGCGUUCGUUCUUUGUACGCAUGGUUAGUGAUCCGAAAAUUUAUAAUCCUGCUAUAAAUAAAGCGGGUACACCGAAAUUAUCACUGGAAACCGCCUCACCUGUUGUUAGCCGCAGUGGUGCCGGCAAUCCGGAAAUACGCACUCAGAGCUCCGUUGAUCAUCAUUCGUGGAUAUCUUGGCCAUUGGCAUUUCUCUUCAAUAGCAAUAACGAGGAUAGCGGGCAGAAGAGUAACGUUUCAUUGCGUUUUCGUCACUUGGACACAAAUGUUAGGUCGUCUUCGUCACGACGCAGUUCAGCAGCUGGUUCCUCACCGUCACCGGAAAAUGAAUCAAAUGUUGUAAGCGCAAUACGAUCACCUAAAAGAUCUCCACGUAAGGGACCCUUAACCAUCAAUAGCAUCAGCAAUCAAUAAAUGCUUUUAUGUUUAUGUGAAGCUCUUACGUCAGAAUUUUUAAAAACUCAAAAAUGAAUUUAACAAAGAUAUUAAAGAAGAAGAUAAAAAUGGAAUUUCAUGUUACAGUUAGUUCUUAUCUGAAAGCUUAAAAAAUUAAUUAAAGUGAAUUAAAUCCAAUUAAAGUAAACUUAUUAACAAUUAUGUGAAAAGUUAUUUAGAAAGUUUAUAAAUUAUAAAAUAAUAAUAUAAAACCAUAAAAUGAUAUUUCAAAGAUUUAGCUCUAAUUUCCUCGAAACAAAAUCCCUGAAGUGCCCAAGCGUUGAGCAAUAAAGUUCAAAUGUGAAGGGUUUGCAUAACAGCAUAACAUUUUGUUUUACUUCUCGGUUGAUGCUAAGUGGAGUUAUUUUUUUUCCUAAUUAUUCGAAUUUCUUUUCAGAUUU